GCAUGUCAAAAUUAAAAAACGUUUCAAGAGGCAAGAAAAAAAUAAAAUCUGAGCUACAUCAAAGCAAAGCAAAUGUAUCAAAAUAAAUAAAAUUGAAAAUAAUGGACAAUAAUAUUGCUAGAACCCAUGAAGACAUUGAAGCACAAAUCCGUGAAAUACAGACAAAAAAGAAAGAAUAUGCAAAAACCAAUAAUGAAAAUGGAGUUGGCCUCUUAGAAAGUGGAAAUUUCUUUGAUAGUGAUUUAUAUGAAACAGCUAAUAUUAAAAGUCGAUAUGAUGGAUAUAACACUUCAAUUGCGGCUAAUGACGAUAUUGAGGACGAUGAGGAAGAUGAUGGUAUACCGGUACCAACUAAAAGAAUAUCAUAUACAGCACCAAAACAAGCACUGAAAGAUGUUACUCAGGGCAAGGAAGAUUUUGAUCCUUUAGCUGAUAGAAGGCGACCGACUAUUGCUGACCGAGAAGAUGAAUAUAGACAAAAACGUCGAAGAUUGGAAAUAUCCCCAGAAAGGGCAGAUCCUUUUGCUGAAGGUGGUAGAACCCCUGAUAUUGGUUCACGUACCUAUACGGAUAUUAUGCGAGAGCAGAGGCUUAAAGGAGAAGAGACAGAGCUACGACGAAAAAUUAUUGAAAAAUCUAAAGAUGGAACACUACAAAAAUCAUCCAAUGGAGAAGUAAUUAAACCCCCAGAACCUAGAAAGCGAGGACGUUGGGAUCAGACUGUAAAUGAUAGUUUUAUACCAGCAAAACAAAUUUCUUCAAAUUCAUCAAUGACGCCAUCUGGUGCUGCAACUCCAACUUGGGAAGAUAAAACUCCUGGGGAUCAUCGAUGGGAUGAAACUCCCGGUCAUAAAGGCAGUGAAACACCAGGAGCUACCCCAGGGUUGGGUACCAGAAUGUGGGAUGCAACUCCAGCUCAUGCUAUGACACCAGGUCAUGAAACACCUGCACAUGAAAAAUCUGUGCGUCGUAAUCGAUGGGAUGAAACUCCGAAAACUGAGCGAGAAACUCCAGGUCAUAGUGGAUGGGCAGAAACCCCAAAACCUGAUCGUGGAAUUUCGGAUAAUGUACCGGUUGAAGCUACUCCUGGAACUGCAAAACGACGUUCACGAUGGGAUGAAACCCCAUCAAAUGCAACGCCGUCUAUGACACCAUCAGCUAUGACUCCAAGUAUGACACCCAACAUGACUCCACAUGCAACACCAGGUCACGCAACUCCCCUUUUAACACCAGGCGGCACAACUCCAGUUGGUGCUAAAGCAAUGGCUAUGGCAACACCUACACCAGGGCAUUUAGCUGCGAUGACUCCAGAACAAUUACAAGCAUAUCGUUGGGAGAAAGAAAUUGAUGAAAGAAACAGACCAUUCACCGAUGAAGAAUUGGAUAGUAUGUUCCCACCUGGUUAUAAAAUAUUGCCACCGCCUGCCGGUUAUAUACCUUUGCGUACACCUGGUAGAAAACUAACAGCUACACCAACUCCAAUCGCUGGAACACCUGUUGGAUUUUUCAUGCAGGUUGAAGACAAAACAGCAAAAUUUAUGGAUAAUCAACCAAAAGGCGAAAAUUUACCUUUUAUGAAACCGGAAGAUGCGCAAUAUUUUGAUAAAUUAUUGGUUGAUGUUGAUGAGGAUACUUUAACUCCUGAAGAACACAAAGAAAGGAAAAUUAUGAAACUUUUAUUAAUUAUUAAAAACGGAACUCCACCAAUGAGAAAAUCUGCUUUAAGACAAAUUACGGAUAAAGCGCGUGAAUUUGGAGCUGGGCCUUUGUUUAAUCAGAUACUUCCGCUUUUAAUGAGUCCUACUUUGGAAGACCAAGAGCGUCAUUUAUUAGUCAAAGUUAUUGAUCGUAUUUUAUAUAAACUGGACGAUUUAGUAAGGCCGUAUGUGCACAAGAUUUUAGUCGUUAUUGAACCAUUACUUAUUGACGAAGAUUAUUAUGCCCGAGUGGAAGGACGAGAAAUAAUAUCAAAUUUAGCUAAGGCUGCUGGUUUAGCAACUAUGAUAUCCACUAUGCGCCCAGAUAUUGAUAACAUUGAUGAAUAUGUCCGUAAUACAACCGCAAGAGCUUUUGCAGUGGUCGCGUCAGCAUUAGGUAUUCCCUCUCUUUUGCCGUUUUUGAAAGCUGUAUGUAAAAGCAAAAAAUCAUGGCAAGCUAGACACACUGGUAUUAAAAUUGUACAACAAAUCGCAAUUUUAAUGGGAUGUGCUAUAUUACCCCAUUUAAAAGCUCUGGUUGAAAUCAUUGAACAUGGUCUUGUUGAUGAGCAACAAAAAGUUAGAACUAUAACUGCUUUAGCUUUAGCUGCUUUGGCGGAAGCUGCGACACCUUAUGGUAUCGAGUCGUUUGAUUCUGUUCUGAAACCUCUUUGGAAAGGUAUUCGCACUCACCGUGGUAAAGGCUUGGCUGCGUUUCUCAAAGCUAUUGGUUACUUGAUUCCAUUGAUGGACGCCGAAUAUGCAAAUUACUACACAAGGGAAGUAAUGUUAAUUUUGAUUCGUGAAUUUCAAUCUCCUGAUGAAGAAAUGAAAAAAAUUGUGUUGAAAGUAGUUAAACAAUGCUGUGCAACAGAUGGUGUUGAGGCUCAAUACAUUAAGGAAGAAAUUCUGCCACAUUUUUUCAAGUUCUUUUGGAAUCAUCGUAUGGCUUUAGACAGAAGAAAUUACAGGCAAUUAGUUGACACUACAGUUGAAAUCGCUAAUAAAGUUGGUUCAUCUGAAAUUAUUAAUCGUGUAGUUGAUGACUUAAAAGAUGAAAAUGAGCAAUAUCGUAAGAUGGUAAUGGAGACAAUUGAGAAAAUAAUGGGCAAUCUGGGGGCAGCAGAUAUUGAUUCCAGACUUGAGGAACAGUUGAUUGACGGCAUAUUGUACGCAUUUCAAGAACAAACCACCGAAGAUUUCGUUAUGUUGAAUGGGUUUGGAACAAUCGUUAACCAGUUAGGUAAAAGAGUAAAACCGUAUCUACCACAAAUUUGUGGCACAAUUUUAUGGCGUUUAAAUAACAAAUCAGCAAAGGUACGUCAACAAGCUGCUGAUUUAAUUUCACGAAUUGCUGUUGUCAUGAAAACAUGUCAGGAGGAAAAAUUAAUGGGUCAUUUGGGCGUAGUUUUAUAUGAAUACUUGGGUGAAGAAUACCCCGAAGUGCUAGGGUCAAUUUUAGGAGCACUAAAAGCUAUUGUUAAUGUUAUUGGUAUGACAAAAAUGACACCGCCCAUAAAGGAUUUAUUACCAAGAUUGACACCAAUCCUAAAAAAUCGUCAUGAAAAGGUUCAAGAGAAUUGUAUAGAUUUAGUUGGGAGAAUUGCAGAUCGUGGUCCAGAAUAUGUUUCAGCUAGAGAAUGGAUGCGAAUUUGCUUUGAGUUGUUAGAGUUAUUGAAAGCACACAAGAAAGCAAUAAGAAGAGCAACAGUAAACACAUUCGGUUAUAUCGCGAAGGCAAUAGGUCCGCAUGAUGUUUUAGCUACUCUUCUAAAUAAUUUAAAGGUACAAGAACGUCAAAAUAGAGUAUGCACUACAGUUGCCAUAGCUAUUGUUGCAGAAACAUGUCGACCUUUCACUGUGUUACCAGCCCUAAUGAAUGAAUAUCGUGUUCCUGAAUUGAAUGUUCAAAAUGGUAUCUUGAAAUCAUUAUCAUUUUUGUUUGAAUAUAUUGGGGAAAUGGGUAAGGAUUACAUUUAUGCAGUUUGUCCUUUGUUGGAAGAUGCUUUAAUGGAUCGAGAUUUGGUGCAUCGCCAAACAGCGUGUGCUGCCAUUAAGCAUAUGGCUUUAGGUGUCUAUGGUUUUGGAUGCGAAGAUGCACUCAUUCACUUGCUCAAUUAUGUUUGGCCAAAUAUUUUUGAAACUUCACCGCACUUAGUACAAGCUUUUGUCGACGCUGUGGAUGGUCUAAGGGUGUCUUUAGGACCCAUUAAAAUACUGCAAUAUACUUUACAAGGUCUGUUCCACCCAGCAAGAAAAGUUAGAGACGUUUAUUGGAAAAUUUAUAAUUCUUUAUAUAUUGGGGGUCAAGAUGCAUUAAUUGCUGGAUAUCCCCGAAUAUCAAAUGAUCCCAAAAAUACCUAUGAACGUUAUGAAUUGGAUUAUACAUUAUAAAUUUUUUUGUUAUAUUUGUAUUUUGAAGACAAGAAAUUCCCUCAAGAUAACGCUAAAAAUAAUGUGAAAAAAGAAUUAAAACUUCUAAUUAAUUAAGAACCUUUUAAAGUCACAUGAAUAAACACAUUAUGCAAUAAAUUAUUGUGUAAAUUUCGAAAUAAAAUAUUGUAAUGUAAAC
Messenger RNA from Condylostylus longicornis, 4269 nucleotides. RefSeq names its product splicing factor 3B subunit 1 (gene Sf3b1). Gene Ontology annotation, cellular component: U2 snRNP; U12-type spliceosomal complex; catalytic step 2 spliceosome. Lineage: Eukaryota; Metazoa; Arthropoda; Insecta; Diptera; Dolichopodidae. Gene Ontology annotation, molecular function: mRNA binding. The record is from RefSeq and is a predicted model, not a curated record. The coding region runs from base 102 to 4091 and encodes 1329 amino acids. Gene Ontology annotation, biological process: spliceosomal complex assembly. The transcript is spliced from 8 exons.